Messenger RNA from Brenthis ino (lesser marbled fritillary), 1917 nucleotides. Lineage: Eukaryota; Metazoa; Arthropoda; Insecta; Lepidoptera; Nymphalidae. The record is from the annotation of a GenBank genome assembly.
AUGUCUACUGGAGCAGAAAACGGGAUUACAGAAGAUGCUCGUGGUACAACAUACUAUUUUAACAGAGGAAGAUCGAGUGCGACAUUAUGGCAACGACUAAGUUUAUUCUUCUCCAUUUACUGGAAAGCAGUUAUAGUGGCAUUGACACCACUAGUUUUAUUGCCGAUACCUAUAUUAUAUUCUGCUUCAGAAAAUGGAAAGGCCUACAAAUGUAUGUACGUGGUAUUAAUAAUGGCUACGUACUGGGUACUUGAGUUAUUACCUCUUCCCGUUACCUCAAUGUUACCUAUUGUUUUAUUCCCAACUAUGGGCAUCUUGGAUUCUGAUAAAACUUGUGCAGCGUAUAUGAAAGAAACCAAUAUGAUGUUCAUGGGAGGUCUGAUGAUAGCUGCUGGAGUUCAGCACUCUAGAUUGCCUAAGAGAAUUGCACUGUGGACCGUACAAGUUGUUGGAUGCUCACAUAGACGAUUAAACUUGGGUUUAACUUUUGUGACCAUGUUCAUAUCCAUGUGGGUAUCUAACGCAGCGGCCACUACAAUGAUGGUCCCCAUAGUAGAUGCAAUUUUAGAAGUUUUUGAACAGCAAGGACUUGGUGACGUCUAUAUAAACAAGAAAAAGGCACUUUCCGAAAAUGGCAAAGAUUUAAAGCCAGCGCAAGACAAACACGUUGAAGAAGAAGCGCCGAUGCCAAGCGACAUCACGAUCUGCUAUUACUUGAGCAUUGCGUACGCGUCCACGCUGGGCGGCUGCGGCACGCUGGUGGGGACAGCUACCAACUCCGCAUUCAAGGGUAUCUUUGACUCGGAAUUCCCCGAAGUGUCUGGCUCGGUGGACUUCUUCUGGUUCAUGGCGUACAGCACUCCGCCAAUGUUGUUGAUGCAGUUACUCGUGUGGAUAUCUCUUCAAGUUACUUAUAUGGGAUUGUUUAGGCCAAACAGUGACGCAGCUAAGAGAGUGAACCAGGCGUCUUCAGGGUCUCUCAAUACCAUGAAAGUUAUAAAGGAACAGUACAAGGGAUUAGGACCAGUUACUUUCCACGAGAAGGCUUCAGGUACGCUGUUCUUAUUGGCAGUGUUCCUGUACAUCUUCAGAAAGCCUGGAUUCAUGCCUGGAUGGGCCGACGUUGUCACCACCAUGAAAGUGAAGGACGGUGUGGUGUCCAUAUUCAUAGUGGUGUUGAUGUUCGUGCUCCCCAUGUCUGUGGACUUUUUGAAAUUCUUCUCGUCUUCUGCGUCAUAUGAGGAACUAGCAGUUUCUAAACCAGCGCCAAGUAUCGUGACAUGGAACAUUCUGAAGGAGAAGAUCCCGUGGGGACUGCUCUUCCUCCUGGGUGGUGGCUUCGCAUUAGCAGAAGGCAGCAAAGCGACGGGACUCUCGGCCAUGAUCGGGUCCUCCCUGAACGGGCUGCACGGGCUGCCGCCGGCGCUGGUGCUGCUGGUGGUGGUGCUCGUCACACAGUUCAUCACAGAGUUCACCUCCAACGUGGCGAUCGCCAACUUGAUACUGCCCGUAUUGGCUAAUAUGGCGCGCACCCUGGACAUGGACCCGCGCUACCUGAUGAUCCCGGCGACGCUCGCCUGCUCCAUGGCCUUCCACAUGCCGGUGGGCACGCCGCCCAACGCCAUCGUGGCCGGCGUCGCGCACAUACCCACCUCCAAGAUGGCUGUUGGCGGUAUCGGUCCUAAGAUUAUAACAACCCUCAUCGUCUGGGGCGCCUACCCCACUUGGGGGUCCCUCAUCUUCAAACCAGAAGACAUCGCAGCCCUUGAAAAGCCCACCCUUACAGCUGCAACCCUUAAAAACAACAACACCCUUUCCCUUAGGUGCAAUGUUCUUCCACAGAAUCUCGAUCCAACAAGAAUUUUCAACUGUACGGUACCUACUACGAAUAUAGCAAAUAAAACUUUAGCUUCACAA